Messenger RNA from Hibiscus syriacus, 1678 nucleotides. Its product is annotated as protein IQ-DOMAIN 1. Bases 223 to 1575 code for a protein of 450 amino acids. The record is from RefSeq and is a predicted model, not a curated record. The transcript has 6 exons. NCBI's taxonomy places the organism in Eukaryota, Viridiplantae, Streptophyta, Magnoliopsida, Malvales, Malvaceae. Gene Ontology annotation, molecular function: protein binding.
UGCAAUUGGACAUGGUCCACUUUGGGUCCCACGUUUUCUUAUAUAUCCUUGCAAUUGCCAAGCUGUUCUUUUUAUUAUUUUCCGCCAUUUUUGCUCUCUUUCAAGUUUUCUUUGCUCAGAUCUACUUCAACUUAUCUCUCUUAUUACACAGUAGGAAUAAAGAGAGAGAAUGAAAGUUGCAAUCUUUUAACGAAGAUCUGAAUUUUUUUUCCAUGUACAAAGAUGGGAAAAAAGGGUGGCUGGUUUUCUAUUGUGAAGAAAGCUUUGAGCCCUGAUUCCAAGAAAGAUCAGAAAACUCAAAAAUCAAAGAAGAAAUGGUUCGGAAAAACCAAAGAUUUGUGCCCAGUUUUUGUGCCUGAAGACACUGAAGAUGUAAAGCUGAAAGAAGCUGAAAACGAGCAAAGCAAACAUGCCUACUCCGUCGCUGUCGCCACCGCUGUGGCGGCUGAGGCGGCGGUAGCUGCUGCUCAGGCGGCUGCUGAAGUUGUUCGUCUCACUUCUCAGCCGCGCCAGCCGGGGAAGUCGAACGAGGAAGUAGCUGCUAUUAAAAUUCAAUCCGCAUUUCGGGGAUAUUUGGCUAGGAGGGCAUUGCGAGCUUUGAGAGGGUUGGUGAGAUUGAAGUCGCUGAUGCGAGGACAAUACGUCAAACAUCAAGCAAGUACGACAUUAAAAUGCAUGCAGACUCUUGCACGCGUGCAGUCGGAGAUUUGUGCCAGGAGGAUUAGAAUUUCGGAAGAGAACACGGCACUUCAGCACCAUCUUCAACAGAAAUGUGAGAAAGAGCUCGAGAAGUUGAGAGCUUCUAUCGGAGAAGACUGGAAUGAUAGUACGCUGUCAAAGGAGCAGAUCAAAGCAAGACAACAAAAACAGCAAGAAGCUGCUAUGAAAAGGGAAAGAGCAUUGGCUUAUGCAUACUGUCACCAGCAAUCGUGGAAAAACUGUUCUAGAUCAGUAAACCUAACCUUUAUGGAUCCGAAAAAUCCGCACUGGGGUUGGACUUGGUUAGAGCAAUGGAUGGCAGCCCGACCGUGGGAGACCAGAAGCACAAUCGAUAACAAUGAUUUUGGUUCAAUCAAGAGCAUAGGUGAAAUCAGCAGAGCUUAUUCUCUAAGAGAUAUUAACAACGAUAACAAACCAUCUCCGACACCUCUGAAGUUAAGUCGACUUCCUAGCCGUCAAUCCCAUUUGACUCCACCAUCAAAGGCAUCUUCGAUUUCAUCGGUUUCCGGUAAAACGAGACUGCCAAGUCCAAGGGGGAGUCUCUGGGGAGGUUACGAGGACUCAAGGAGCAUACUCAGUGCCCGGUCCGAUCGUUAUCGGAGACGUAGCAUUGCGGGCUCGUCAAUGAGAGAUGAUGAGAGCCUUACAAACUCACCUGGAGUUCCGAGUUACAUGACACCAACACAGUCAGCAAAAGCCAGGUCCCGAGUACCAAGUCCUCUGGGAGCCGGCACACCAAACAGGGGAUUGGCAGGGUCUUCAAAGAGACGGCUUUCAUUCCCGGCAUUCCCGGCUAGUAAUAGGAGACAUUCGGACCCUCCGAAGAUUGACAUUACGAUGUCUAAAAGUGGAUAAAGCGAGCAAUGGGAGGCAAGUUGACCGGUGAAAACAAAAGAUGAUACAAAACCCUACAUCAAAUAAGAUUGAAUAAAGGAUGUCCUUAUCACCUGCAACGAAA